Carassius gibelio (silver crucian carp) is the source of this 2769-nucleotide messenger RNA. Its product is annotated as SLC35A4 upstream open reading frame protein. The transcript is spliced from 3 exons. Lineage: Eukaryota; Metazoa; Chordata; Actinopteri; Cypriniformes; Cyprinidae. Bases 635 to 949 code for a protein of 104 amino acids. The record is from RefSeq and is a predicted model, not a curated record.
GAUAUUUUUAUUUGUAUUUUAUUUUUAUUGUAGCUUUAUUUUACUUCACAUGUAUGUAAAAGCCAUAUAGUGAAAACAUUUCUAUGUUAAUAACUGUUUCUCAGGAUACAAACAAUUGUUUUUCGCGCCGUGGGCGCUUGGUGGCGUAGAGAGAAUCCGUUGAGUCGGAUUCAAAUCUCAACAUGUUUCAUCAAUGCUGUCAUUUGUAUCCAAUGUUACAGAUUUAAGUCUUUUAAUUACAAACAGAAAUCAACCCCUUUAUAUAAUAACACAAAACUUCGAUAUUCCGUGCUGCAGGACAAUUGUGAUUAGGCAAUCGUGAAAAGCGAUGAGAAAAGUUACGGUUAUCACACGUAUUGCAUUGAAAAAUAUACGUGUAAUGUGAUUUUUAUGAUUUCUACUCUCGAGCCUUUGAACUUUCAAGCGGCUCAUGUAUUUAUCACUUUCAUUUAAACAUAACUCUUCUUUUCUCGAUUGCAUUGUCAAUUCUAAUAAAAAAUAUAUUAAGAUAUUAGAUAAUAUAUUCAAGCGAGGCAUGAACAAUCAGGCGUGAUUUGUGGCGUUCGAGCGAGUCGUCCUGAUUCAGACCGGAUGAGUCGAGCGUAGAUUGAAUCGUUUGUCAUUUAACUGCAGUAUGGCGGAGGACAAGGAUCCGGUGACUCGACUGAAGGAUCUGGUUGAGCUCAAAGAGCAUCUGGAGGAGAUCCAGAGGAAAGUGGAGGAUGAGGUUCAGGCGGGAAUUCCUCAGGGUGGCUCUCUAUUAGCAUCUCCUUUCCUGAAAGGAUUCCUGGCCGGGUGUGUGAUUUCCAGACUGCGUUCCUCAGGCGUCCUGGGAGUGGCUUUGGGGACCGUGACAGGACUCUACGCCGCUCAGAAAUACGAGGUGCCCAACAUCGAGACGAGCCUCCGAGACUUCCUCAGCUCUCUGAAGAAAGGGCCGAGUAAUUAACAGCUCGUUAGCAGCCCGAUUCACACUGGAGAGGAAAAGAUGCUUCCUUGCUGCUUGCUUUUGUGUCAUUCAGCCUCAUAUCAGAGCGCCUUCCCUGUUGAAUUAGAUAAAACUGUGGUCUGAGGUCUGUAUGUGACUGUAGAAUUUCAUUUUAAAUUUUUGUUUUUCUUGAAUACGUGUUUUUUGUUUUACAGUUAAAUUACAGUAGUGUUUUUUUUUAGUAUUGUUUUUAUUUAGUUGUAGUAAUUUUUUUUAUUUGAAUUUCACAGCUGUACUGUAAAAUGAAUACACACUGUAUGUAUAUUAUAUAUUUGUUUAAUAUCACUAAUUUUAAUUGUUUUCUUGAAUUCUUAUUUUGUUUAUUUUAAAGUGAUUUUUUUAUUUAAUUUUUUAUUUUAUUUAGUAGUAUGGUAAAAAUGUUUGCUGCUAUUAUUGUAUAAUCAUGUGGAUAUAUAAUCACAAAAUCUUUGGCCAAAUUGUGCAGCUUUACACACUAACACGGCAGACUCCGCUCAAGCAUCAUGUCCGUUUUGUUUAAUACUGCACCGUUGAAGAUUUCCAUCUGUCCCGGUGCUUUGUUUCAGUCUGCUGUAGAACUUCUUCCUCUACUUCCAGCAUGAUUGUGAUUGAUAAUGUCGGUUCAUCUGAAGCAGAAGCUCCUCUCAGAAGACGCUGGCUUUGUCUCCUGCUUCUCCUGGUCCUUAUUUACGGCUCCCACGCUCCUCUCAUCUCCCUCACCAAAGUCGACGGCCGCGUUCCCUUCAGCCCGUCGUCAUGUGUGCUUCUGAUCGAGCUCAUCAAGCUCGUGCUUUCCUUCGCGGCUCUGCUGGCAUCUGGAAAUCUGUCGGGCCUCAGAAUAUCAGCGUGGAUGGUGGCGCCGUACGCCAUUCCUGCGCUUCUCUACGCUUUCAACAACAACCUAGUGGUGUUCAUGCAAGCCUACAUGGAUCCCAGCUCCUUCCAAGUGCUCAGUAACCUAAAAAUCACAUCCACUGCGCUCCUCUACACGGCCUGCUUGGGGAAGCGGCUGCGACUGGGGCAGUGGCUCGCUCUGGGGAUGCUCGUGGCUGCCGGUGUGUGUCACAGCUACUCCGGAUUGGAUUGGGUAGCUUCAGACGAAUCCGCCGCCAGGCUCCGCAUCACUUCCUGGGGUCUGUUGUUGGUGCUUGUCUACUGUUUCAUCUCAGGACUGGCCGCUGUUUACACCGAGCGGGUGCUGAAAACCCAGCGUCUGCCUUUGAGUCUCCAGAACUUGUUCUUGUACGUCUUCGGCGUGGGGAUCAAUCUGGCGUCUCAUGUCUCUGGCGGCGGGCAGCAGGGGUUUUUCGAGGGUUUCUCUGCCCUCGUUUGGCUCAUUAUCGCGGGACAGGCUGCUAACGGGCUCCUCAUGUCUGUCAUCAUGAAACACGGAACGGGAAUCACGCGGCUGUUCGUCAUCUCCUCUUCUAUGCUGGUGAAUGGAGUGCUGUCAUGGGGGAUUCUGGGAAUACAGCUUACACCUUACUUCCUGUUUCCUGUGGUGCUGAUUGGAUGGGCCGUGUACCUGUAUUACAGGUAGAUCGGACGGCACUGAAGAUUACUUUAUUGCUUUUUUAUAACUCUUUAUAAGCAGUGAAGCGCAGUAUCUCUCUGAUGUUUGUUUUCUCAGCGUGCUUGUUUCCUCAUCUCUGUCUUACGCCUUUGUCCUCUUUCUAGAAGUGUCUUACUGCGAAUGACCAUCAUCUCAUCAAAACUGAGUGCUUUUCAUAUGCAGUACUUUUAUUUACUAAAUAAAUGUUGAAUCCAUGUUUAUGCAAAUAAAUAUAAUGGAUCAUUUUCAA